Sebastes umbrosus (honeycomb rockfish) is the source of this 2455-nucleotide messenger RNA. RefSeq names its product SRY-box transcription factor 11b (gene sox11b). Gene Ontology annotation, biological process: neuron differentiation; anatomical structure morphogenesis; positive regulation of transcription by RNA polymerase II. Lineage: Eukaryota; Metazoa; Chordata; Actinopteri; Perciformes; Sebastidae. Gene Ontology annotation, molecular function: RNA polymerase II cis-regulatory region sequence-specific DNA binding; DNA-binding transcription activator activity, RNA polymerase II-specific. The coding region runs from base 227 to 1447 and encodes 406 amino acids. The transcript is spliced from 2 exons. The record is from RefSeq and is a predicted model, not a curated record.
UGAGGGCGGUAACGUCUCGCGCAUUAUCAGCCGGUUAAUAAGACGCCGGUUUGGCGGUUUGAACAGAGAGAUGCUGCCGGUGGUGAGAAGAGCAACGGCUGGAAAAGCACACCGAAGCGGCCAAUAAAACACCACGAAACGGUCAAUAAAGACGGUGGAAGUGACUGGAGACGGCCGUGGGGUUGUUUUGAGUCCGUUGCCCGUUUUGUGAGAGUUAUUUCGGACCAUGGUUCAACAUGGCGGAGCGCGGAGUAUCAGCGGAUCUGAUCCGGAGGAGAGAGCGCUGCCGGCGGCCUCAACCUCCUCCUCCUCGGCCUCCUCCUCCUCCGUGAAGCCGGACUGGUGUAAAACCGCCUCGGGUCACAUUAAAAGACCCAUGAACGCUUUCAUGGUGUGGUCCAAGAUCGAGAGGAGAAAGAUCAUGGAGCAGUCGCCGGACAUGCACAACGCGGAGAUCUCCAAGCGGCUCGGGAAGCGCUGGAAGAUGCUGAAGGACGCGGAGAAGAUCCCGUUCAUCCGGGAGGCGGAGCGGCUGCGGCUGAAGCACAUGGCCGACUACCCGGACUACAAGUACCGGCCCAAGAAGAAGCCGAAGACGGACGGCUGUGCGUUCAGUGCAGCGGGAGGGAAGCCGGCAGCUCAGUCUCCGGAGAAGGAGAAGAGACCCGUUAGUAGUAAUAAUAAUAAAAACAACCACCAGGCAGCUGCAGCCAAGAAGUUCUCCUCCAAGUUGAAGCCCAGCAAGCCGGUAGUCGUCCCGGUCCGAACCAGCAGCCUCCCAGACCCCCGGUACCGCCUCCCGGACCCCCGGUACCGGUAUGUGUAUACCACCUUUAAAGCCAACAAGCCCAUUAAACGGGAGUUUACCGACGACGAGGAGGAGGAUGAUGAUGAUGAUGACGACUCCGAGGAGGAGGAGCGGGAGAUUAAGACGGAGGAGGAGGACGAUCCGUCCCGGUACAGCCUCGCCAAGAUGCCGGGCAGCGGGAGCCUGAGCUCCGCCAAGGCCUCCGCCACCGCCACCGAACCGGAGGGAACCAGCGUGUAUGAGUCGUCCGGUCGGCUCUUCUACAGCUUCAAGAACAUCACCCGGCAGGGCACCAGCACCCCGGCCUCCCUCUCCCCGGCGUCCUCGUCCCGGUCCGGCUCCUCCUCCUCCUGCUGCGGGGAGGACCUGGACGACCUCCCUGCGGAGGGCGCCGACUUCACCCUGAGCCUCUUGGCCGGCUUCCACGCCUCCUCAGAGCCCUGGAACCUGUCGUCCAGCUCAGCCCCGGGGAACCUGAGCCUGUCCCUGGUGGAUAAAGACCUGGACUCGUGCAGCAGCAGUGAGGGCAGUCUCGGGUCCCACUUCGACUUCCCGGAUUAUUGCACCCCGGAGCUCAGCGAGAUGAUCGCCGGGAACUGGCUGGAGGCCAACUGCUCGGACCUGGUGUUCACAUAUUGAUCCCACUGAAGGGGGUCAUCGAUACCAGGCCGGGUGGAGGGAAUGAUCCAUCCGUCUCAUCUGCCCCGGAGCCGGUUCUGGAGCUCCAGAGCCAGUCAGGGACCGGGCUGAUGGGGCUGCUGCCCGGGCUCAGUGUGCGUGGAGCAGAUGUUUUUGAGGUGGACCCCCGGCCUGGACACACACUGUGGUACUUCUGCAAAAAAAAUGAAUGAAAUCACCUCAACAGGGUUUUAUGGAUUUAGUUUUCUGUUGCUCGGGUCUGAAACCCGAACUAUGCAUUCCCCCCCAAUGACUCUAAUGACUUUAAUUAACACUAAUAUCAGGAUCUUUAUUUUAGUCCCUCCAGCACCAGGACUAGACCUUCAGGACUCUUUUAUGUGACAUGUUAUCCUCCUUUUUAUUUACUAUUUCCAGCUCCUCCAGCUGUGAGGAAACCACUGGAUGGCAGGAAAGAUGUUUUUGAUAUUUACAUAACCAAACAUACCUCAUCUUUUUUUAAAAAUAUCAAGAAGUAAAAACUAUUUUCAGGCAUAUUUUUGUACAGUCAAAGGGAAUGUCAAAAUGUUUCUUCAGGCACUUCUUCCACUUUUCAUUCAGACUGAUGGAUAUUAUUAUUAUUAUUUGUAACUGAGCAUGUGAGGGUUCAAAUCCCAGCCGGCCAGCCUGCCUUGCUUUAAAUGCCUUGCUGUUGUUUUAAAUGAGGACGAGGAGCGGUACCAGAUCCAGGAUUAUUGUAUAUGUUGUGUAAAAUAGUUAAAAGUUUAGGAGUUUAUGUAUAUUGGUGUGAAUGAGUCCCUGAUGAUAGCAGGAGAGAAACUGGAUUCUCUGUUACAAUUUUUUUAUAUCGUUAAUGGCACAUAUUUGUUUUUUGCUCAUUAUUUUUGUGCAAUAUAAAAGAAAAGAGGAAAAAAAUAAAGAGUUGUUUUGUAGCAGAAGGAGAAACUGCGUUAACUUGUCCUUCAUGAUGAAGUCUGUAUGUGGACGACUGAAUAAAUCAGCUGGAACUGA